AGUUCGGAGGGGAAGGAGCGCGCCUCCUGGAGCCUGCCCGGAGAGAGAGAGAGAAAGAGAGAGAGAGAGAAAGAGAGAGAGGGGGGGGGGCACGCACACUCUGCGCGUAAAGAGGUGGAGAGGAGCGAAGAAACGUACAGUUUUCUGAGAGGAGAGCUUGCAAGCACAUUUCCCUCUGUCCCCAAGCAGUUUUACGCACGCAGACUGGACCUGCUUCUUACAAGAGACGGUUGAUUUUGCUCAAGAUGUAAAAACGGUCGGAGCCGCAGAAUAAGAAGAAAACAAAUUGAAACAAAAAUGCGCCGAUUGUGAAGAAAGUUGUGGAGGACAUUACUUUUUUUUGUUCCUUUUAAAAGCAAUACUUGUUUUAGAUAUUCCCGAUUAUCAACUUUGAUUUGUUGUUCUGAUUUUACGCACGCUUGUUGUUUUUGCUGUCAGGGGAGGGCACAGAUCCGCGGACUCUGCGCUCCGCGAUGGAUUCCGCGGGACUCCAGCUGUGUUUACAGUUUCAGUUACUUUGCCUUCAGAGUCUAAGCGCGUUUUUCACGCAUUAAAGAAGCGGCUCACAUGGUAGCUUGUUCUUGGAUAGCUGCAAGCCGGCGCUUGGAUUCUGGUCUCUGGUCGCGUUAGGAGAGGAGAUCUGCAGCUCUGCCUCAGAUUUAAAACCGUGCAGGAGGAGAGGAGCUGUUUCUUUUCCCUUUUUUUUAUUAUUUUUAUUUCUCCACACCAGAGGGAAAACAUGGAUUUACUCAUUUGGCUCUGUGGAUGUAUACUGCCGUGUAUUUUACCUGCAGCUGUAAGAGCAGAGGAAGUGGCAUCUGAGUCGUGCGGCGGGUACUUAGACGCGAGCGACGCCGGCUACAUCACCACCCCCGGCUACCCGCUGGAAUAUCCCCCCCACCAGAACUGUCACUGGGUCAUCACAGCCCCCGAGCCUUCGCAACGCAUCGUCCUCAACUUCAACCCGCACUUUGAAAUAGAGAAACUGGAUUGCAGAUACGAUUAUGUAGAGAUCCACGAUGGAAGCACUGAGAACACGGACCUGCUGGGCAAGCACUGCAGCAACAUCGCCCCCGCACCCAUCAUUUCAUCCGGACCCUCGCUCCACAUCAAGUUUGUGUCAGACUACGCCCACCAGGGGGCGGGCUUCUCGCUGCGCUACGAAAUCUUCAAAACAGGUGGACCUCCAUACUCUGAAGGUCCUGACAGGGAUCGCCACUCAGGGCGCCGUCUCAAAGGAAACUCAGAAGGUUUAUUACGUCACCACCUUUAAGCUGGAAGUCAGCACUAAUGGAGAGGACUGGAUGAUCUACAGGCAUGGCAAGAACCACAAGGUUUUUCAUGCCAAUGGUGACGCCACCGAAGUGGUUCUCAAUCGGAUCCCGCAGCCGGUUCUGGCUCGCUUCGUACGGAUCCGGCCUCAGGCGUGGAAGAACGGCAUCGCUCUGCGGUUCGAACUUUACGGCUGCCAGAUAACAGAUGCCCCCUGCUCGGAGCUUCAAGGCAUGUUGUCUGGUCUGCUUCCGGACUCCCAGAUCUCUGCGUCCUCCAUGAGGGACAUCCACGGCUCCAUGGGGGCAGCCAGGCUGGUGGCCAGCAAGUCGGGCUGGUAUCCUAAUCCAACACAGCCCAUAGCAGGAGAGGAGUGGCUACAAGUGGAUCUCGGCACGCCUAAGAUGAUCCGUGGCAUAAUUACCCAGGGUGCAAGAGGCUUGGAGGGCAGCCCCAGCGCCGAGAACCGAGCAUUUGUCAGGAAGUACAAACUAGCGCACAGCUUGAACGGCAAAGACUGGAACUAUAUUAUGGACAGCAAGACUGGGUUUGCAAAGAAAUGACCACUCUGCCAGACACGGUGACCCCCACAACUCCCAGAGUGGAACAGACGACUCCUGCGAUGAGACCAGCCACCUCGCCGUCGCUGUCAGGCGUGUGCGACUUUGAGCAGAGCUUGUGCGGGUGGUCUGCAGACCCCCAUUCAGGUGUGAGCUGGUCCCUGCACACAGCCAGCAGUGGCUCAACUGGACACGGCACACAUGGGACCUGGCAGGACCUGUCUCUGGGAUUAGACAAUUUUUCAGGGAACUACCUCCACCUGGACGCAGGCUCCCACACCCAGCGCAAGAAAGCCCGACUGCUGAGCCCCGAGGUGGGCCCAGAACGAGGCCCUCUCUGUCUCCUGUUCUACUACCAGCUCCAGGGGGAGGCACAGGGGAGCCUGAGGGUCCUCCUGAGGGACAGCAACCUGGAAGACACGCUCUUAUGGGCACUGAAAGGUGACCAGGGGCCUCACUGGAGGGAGGGCCGAACCAUCCUUCCACAAAGCCCCAAAGAGUAUCAGGUGGUGUUCGAGGGGUUUUUUGACCAUCCAACCAGAGGACACAUCAGAAUAGACAACAUCCACAUGAGCAACAGCGUGGAGCUGGAGCAGUGCGCACAGCCUCUGCCAGCUUUAACCUCAGGCAUUCCCAAUCGGAAAGCUACGGACCUCGGGAACGACCCUGAUUUCAAUCACAAGCAACACAUCAAUGGAGGCUGGCCGUCUUUCUUCUCCACCCCAUCCUCCGACGUAGACCCGCCCUCCGUCACCCUGGUGUCGGAGAAGGACAAGGACAAUGCCUGGCUGUACACGCUGGACCCCAUCCUCCUCACCAUCAUCGUGAUGAGCUCGCUGGGCGUCCUGCUGGGGGCCGUGUGCGCCGGCCUGCUCCUCUACUGCACGUGCUCGUACAGCGGGCUGUCGUCGCGCUCCUCCACCACGCUGGAGAACUACAACUUCGAGCUGUACGACGGGAUCAAGCACAAGGUGAAGAUCAACCAGCAGAGGUGCUGCUCGGAGGCGUGAGGGAGGAUGGGAGACGUAACGAAAAGGAUUUUUCGUUUUAUGUUUGGACAUCGUGAAAAAGAAGCACCAUCGCCCCCAUCGCCACCUAAACCCCUCCCUUUGCUCUGAUGUCUAAUGGGGUAAGAUCCAACCUCUCCCACCAUUCUUAUGUGCCAGGGGGAACUUGUGAUCUUGAUCUCCCCUACACGCUUUGAGGCCUAAACCGAGGGAGCAUCACGCCCCCCCCGUCUCUUCUCUACAGCCCCGUUUCUCCUCUGCCUGCAGGAGAAAAUCUGCUCGAUUCUAAAAGCCUGUGAAUGAAUGAAGGAAUGAAUAAAAUAUUAUAAACGACUGAACAGAAUCAAACCCACCAGCCACUGAAAUGAGGCUGCAUCACUCCUGACAAUCUGGACGUUUCGACCACGAAUGACAGCAGAGGGAUGUUCUCUGGCGUGGAGGGUCUGGAUAAAGACAGAACUUUAGCUGAUAUUUUUCAGCCUCUGAUUGAAGUCGUCUCCACCAGUGGUCCAUAUCUGUGGGUACUUCUGACUCAGAUCAACACAUAUCAAAGUGAAUGCCUAUUCCUCCAAAUAGCUUAAAAAGAAACCGAACCACACAACUCAAAUGAAUCUAGAUUUCUAAAAAGGUGGAAAAGCUAAAGAAAACGAGGACGUUUUAUUUCCCCCUUUUUUUUUGUUUGUUUUCGGGGAGUUUUAGCUUUGAGUUCUGUGAGUUUUAAACGUCCAUUAGCCUGCCAUGUGGCGCGCGCUAGCUCCUUUGUCCGCCUUCAGUCUGCGCUUUGUGAAACCAGUGGCAUAGAAGAGUAACGGUGACCGUUUUUGUUCUGUUUUAGACUUGUGUCCGUUUGGAUAAAAAGGUAAAGAAAAGCCAGCUUUAGUUCGUAGCAGCUCCGUAGAGCUCGCACGCCGUUUCUUUUUGAAACUUUUCUUUUAGACUUUCAUUGGACUSCAUGGUCUUAAUUGUUACUUUAGUCCUUUUUUUCUAUUUUACAUUUCCCAUUACAGAUCUUACAAACCUUUUGAAAACAGUAGGGGGAAAGUAUAAGUAAUAUAAAAGACAGAAAAUCAGAAGUUUAUCAAAAUCUAACAUGCUGUUAUGGAGUUGUGCUUUAGACUUAAUAUUCUAGAGGUUAUUUUUUUGUUUGUUUUUUUGUUUUCGGUAUAUAACUAUAUUUUUUUUGCUUUUCAAACUGUAUGAUGCCCAAAUGAUGAGCAGACACUGUGUAAACAAAAAGUCAGUGAUUAUUUUAUUGCAACCUAUGGAUUGCCAAAGAGUUCUGUGCUCACAAGUGUUAAAAGAGGCGGGGUGGAUUUAGAGCGGUGGGCGAACUCGCCGUUUGCCCGUCGCCCUUAAUCCCGAGGAGAAUAAAGCCUGUUUGAGAGAAAAGAAUAGAGUGAGUGAAGGAGGGAAAGAAUCAUGCCGUUGACUUUUUUUUUUUUUUUUUUUUGGACACACAAUCGAGCCUUAA
Messenger RNA from Austrofundulus limnaeus, 4310 nucleotides. Its product is annotated as neuropilin-2. Gene Ontology annotation, cellular component: axon; postsynaptic membrane; plasma membrane. Gene Ontology annotation, biological process: vascular endothelial growth factor signaling pathway; axon guidance; angiogenesis. Gene Ontology annotation, molecular function: semaphorin receptor activity; vascular endothelial growth factor receptor activity. Lineage: Eukaryota; Metazoa; Chordata; Actinopteri; Cyprinodontiformes; Rivulidae. The record is from RefSeq and is a predicted model, not a curated record.